CACGUGGCAUUUGUUGAUGCAAAGCGUGUACUGAUGCACAAAUUGCCACUCGUCUUCCCGUUCGGUGAACCGGUGGUUGCGUUUCUUCUUCAUCAAUGAAUUUGGGGCUUGACCCCAAAACAAAUUUCGAGCUAUAUUUUAAGUUUUUUAAAAAAAGAGAAAUUUCACGCCACAAAUGUAGGGCCUGGCGAGGUUUACAUUACAUGACUUGCAAGUUGCAAUGAGUGAAGUGUGAGUUUGCAGCUUCUCUCUUUUUGGGCGUAGUUAGAGCUCUGGAAUCAUGAAGAAUCCUGAAGAAUUGGAACUCCUAGAGCAACCGGUGGUUCUCAUCACUGGCUGUUCUCAGGGAGGAAUUGGACACGCGCUGGCACGCGCAUUCGCCGCCAACAAGUGUACGGUGGUUGCCACGAGCAGGUCGCGGUCAUCCAUGGCGGAGCUGGAGCAAGAUCCCAGGCUUUUCUUGCAGGAGCUCGAUGUUCAGUCGGAACAGAGCGUUCAACGAGCUGUGAAGAACGUUCUGGACAAGUAUGGCCGGGUCGAUGUGCUGGUGAAUAAUGCUGGAAUUCAAUGCGUCGGUCCACUUGCCGAGGUUCCUCUCUCCGCCGUCCAGCAAACUUUUGAUACCAAUGUUUAUGGUUCAUUGAGGAUGGUUCAAGCUGUUGUUCCACACAUGGCGAAUAGGAAAAGGGGGAAGAUUGUAAACGUUGGAAGUGUUGCUGCUAUGGCUCCUGGACCAUGGUCAGGCACUUACACUGCUUCCAAAGCUGCUCUUCAUGCUUUGACUGAUACUCUCAGAUUGGAACUGAGUCAUUUUGGGAUUGAUGUUGUGAAUGUUGUGCCUGGAGCUAUCAAGUCAAAUAUUGGGAAUUCUGCAGUAGCCAGCUACAACCGAAUGCCUGAAUGGAACUUGUUUAAACCAUUUGAAGCAGCAAUCCGGGAGAGAGCUUAUUUUUCUCAAAGAUCCAAGUCCACUCCUACGGAUGAGUUUGCUAAAAAGACUGUGGCUGCCAUCCUCAAGAAGAACCCACCUGCAUGGUUCGCUUCUGGUCAUUACUCAACCAUCAUGGGUAUUAUGUAUCAUAUGCCAAUCUGUGUUAAGGAUUUCUUUUUGAGGAAAGUAAUGAAUUGUUGAGGGAGGUACACGUUGCUUUUAUUAUUGAAAAGAACAUUACUAAAGAAAAAAAAGUUGAUGGAGAAGAUGUAAUAAAUUUUAGGUUUAUAGGUUA
Prosopis cineraria is the source of this 1226-nucleotide messenger RNA. RefSeq names its product short-chain dehydrogenase PC-15-like. Bases 281 to 1132 code for a protein of 283 amino acids. The record is from RefSeq and is a predicted model, not a curated record. Lineage: Eukaryota; Viridiplantae; Streptophyta; Magnoliopsida; Fabales; Fabaceae. The transcript has 3 exons. Gene Ontology annotation, cellular component: endoplasmic reticulum. Gene Ontology annotation, molecular function: oxidoreductase activity.